This is a messenger RNA of Malassezia globosa CBS 7966, 2397 nucleotides long. RefSeq lists its product as uncharacterized. The record is from RefSeq and is a predicted model, not a curated record. Bases 1 to 2397 code for a protein of 798 amino acids. The transcript has a single exon. NCBI's taxonomy places the organism in Eukaryota, Fungi, Basidiomycota, Malasseziomycetes, Malasseziales, Malasseziaceae. Gene Ontology annotation, cellular component: cytosol; cytoplasm; methionyl glutamyl tRNA synthetase complex. Gene Ontology annotation, biological process: translation; glutamyl-tRNA aminoacylation. Gene Ontology annotation, molecular function: ATP binding; glutamate-tRNA ligase activity.
AUGUCGGCUGGACAAACGCUCGUGCUCGAUCCGAGUGCGCGGCUUCCCUUUGUAACGCCACUUGUUCUCAGCAACCUGGCCAAGGAGCAUGGUGCGGAGACACCUGACUUGUCCUUUGAAGUGAACGCACCCACGUCCUUGAAGAAGGCGGCAUCGUCUAACGGUGCAGACACCAUCCAAGGUGCCGUUGAUGUGCUUCGCGCCCUGGCAUCUAUGUAUGCAAAUGUGGGGCUCAUGGGCGCCAAUGAGGCAGAGUCGAACGCCGUCGAUGCCUACCUUGUGCAGUCUGACGCGCUUGCCACAGCGCCCUUCCAAGCCGCCAUGCAGUGUGCAGAUGACCUGGAUCAGCACCUAGCAUUGCGCACGUACCUAGUUGGAUUCCGUGUGACGGCCGCGGAUGCAGCGAUCUGGGGUGCGAUUCGUUCUUCAUCGCCGUUGCUUGGAAUUAUCAAAAAGCAUGCACACGCCCACUUGGCUCGCUGGUAUGCUCAUGUGGACGCACUCGUGGCGUUCUCGAGUGCCGUGACAAUGAUGGCCGAGGCGAAGAGCAACAUGUUUAAGAACAAAAAGACAGCCGCAGGAUUCGAUCUGUUCCUUCAGGGUGCGAAAGAGGGCCAAGUCGUGACGCGAUUCCCACCGGAAGCGAGCGGCUACUUGCAUGUCGGCCACACAAAGGCGGCGAUCUUGAACCAGUACUUUGCAAAGGCAUACAAGGGCCGUCUUAUCGUGCGGUUCGACGACACGAAUCCCAGCAAGGAAAAGCAAGAGUUUGAAGAUGCGAUCAUCGAGGACUUGGCCCUCCUAGGCAUCCAAGGAGAUGUGCUCACACACACAUCAGACUACUUUGACCAGUUGCGGGAUCUCGCUGUGCGCAUGAUCAAAGAGGGACAUGCAUAUGCAGAUGACACGCCACAGGAGCAGAUGCGCGCGGAACGAAUGGAUGGUAUUCCAUCGAAACGGCGCGAUGCAUCCGUGGAGGAGAAUCUGUCGCACUUCCAGGCGAUGUGUGACGGCACCGAUGAGGGCCGUGCCUGGUGCCUGCGAGCCAAAAUGAGUGUCGACAACCCGAACAAGGCGAUGCGUGACCCAGUCAUGUACCGAUGCAAUGCGGAUGUGCCGCACCAACGCACCGGCACAAAGUACAAGGCGUACCCGACGUACGACUUUGCAUGCCCUGUCGUCGACAGUUUGGAGGGUGUCACGCAUGCGCUCCGGACGAACGAGUACCACGACCGGAACCCGCAGUAUGCGUGGUUCCUGUCGACGCUGGGCUUGCGGAACGUCGAGAUCUGGGACUAUGGCCGCAUGAACUUUGUCUACACGCUGCUAAGCAAGCGGAAGCUCCAGUGGUUCGUGGACCACGGAAUCGUAAAUGACUGGUCAGAUCCCCGGUUCCCAACGGUGCGUGGUAUGCGCCGGCGCGGCAUGACGAUCGACUGUAUCCAGCAGUUUAUCCUGUCCCAGGGGCCGUCACAACAGAUCAUCAACAUGGAGUGGGACAAUAUCUGGGCGUUGAACAAGCGCCUGAUCGACCCGGUCGUGCCACGCUUCGUCGCUUUGGCCGAGGACAAGUUGGUCAAGGCAACGAUCGCCGGUGCGCCGCCUGCACACGAAAAGCAGGUUCCCAAGCACAAGAAGAAUGCUGAGCUCGGCAUGAAGACCACCGUGUAUGACGGCCGCAUCCUCAUUGAGCAGGCUGAUGCAGCGAGCUUUGCGGACCAGGAAGAAAUCACGCUCAUGGACUGGGGCAAUGUGAUUGUUCGUGGCAAAACGACGACUCCCGAUGGUGUCGUCACGAAUUUGGAGCUGGAGGCACACUUUGACGGCGACUUCAAGUCGACGAAGAAGAAAGUGACAUGGCUUGCGCAACCAAGCGAGUCGCGGCACCUCACGCCAGUGAUGCUCCUGGACUUUGACUACCUGAUCACGAAAAAGAAGCUCGAAGAGGAGGACAACUUUAUGGACUACUUGACGCCGCAGACCCGCUUUGAGACGCCUGCCCUGGCGGAUGCGAAUGUCGCUGCGUUGAAAGAAGGCGACCAAAUCCAGUUCGAGCGGAAUGGCUACUACAUUCUCGACAAGGCGCAGGGUGUUGACGGUCGCCGUGAAUUUAUCAAGAUUCCUGACGGUCGUGCUGCAUCUAGUGCCAGCAAAGCCGCGCCAGAUGAGAACCCGGAGCAGAAGAAGGCUGCCGCUGCCGCUGCUCGUGCGCAGAAAGCUGCUCAGAAGGAGGAGAAGAAGAAGCAAAAAGAGGCGAAGGCUGCGAAUGGAUCCAAGCCUGCGUCGUCGUCUUCGGAUCCCGUGCAACAGCUCAUUGACGAGGGGACGAAGAACAUCAACAUGUACGCGGCCCCCCUCAUCCAACAACCUACAGAUGUGCCUGUCAAAAGUACGUAA